UAUAAGGACUGUGGAGGCUGGUGCAGUCUACAGUAUCUGGACCGGACCGAGGCGGGUAGGAAACAUUUUGUCAAGGCGGAGGAGAUGGGGGACAAAGAGAAAAAGGAGAAGGAUAAAGAUCCUUCCAAGAGCGACAGGGUCACUCUGAAAAAGGAAAUUGGACUUAUGAGCGCCUGCGCUAUUAUCAUCGGUAACAUUAUCGGGUCUGGGAUUUUCAUCUCUCCUAAAGGAGUAUUAGAGCAUGCAGGCUCCGUGGGGCUUUCACUCAUCGUCUGGAUGUUGGGAGGUGGGAUCUGCACCCUGGGGUCCAUGUGCUAUGCUGAGCUAGGUGUCACCAUCCCAAAGUCUGGAGGGGACUAUUCAUAUGUGACAGAAAUCUUUGGAGGCCUAGUGGGCUUCCUGUUGUUAUGGAGUGCUGUCCUCAUCAUGUAUCCAACUACACUGGCUGUCAUCGCCCUCACCUUCUCCAAUUACGUCUUACAGCCAGCUUUUCAGAACUGCCUUCCUCCUUACAUCGCCACCAGACUCCUCGCCACCAUCUGUAUCUUAUUCCUGACCUGGGUCAACUGUUCCAGUGUGCGUUGGGCGACGAGAAUCCAGGAUGUUUUCACUGUAGGGAAACUCCUCGCUCUGGCCCUUAUCAUUGUGGUAGGAUUGGUUCAAAUCUGCAGAGGACACUACGAUGCUCUGCGGCCGAGUGUGGCCUUUGAGUUCAGCGGAGAUCCCUCAGUGGGUCAGAUAGCGCUAGCCUUCCUCCAGGCCUCUUUUGCUUACAGCGGCUGGAACUUUCUCAACUAUGUCACAGAGGAGGUUGUGGAGCCAAGAAAGAACCUGCCCCGUGCCAUCUACAUCUCCAUUCCACUGGUGACACUGGUGUACACUAUGACCAACAUCGCCUACUUCUCAUCCAUGACCCCAGAGGAGCUGUUGGCCUCUAAUGCUGUAGCAGUGACAUUUGGGGAGAAGCUGCUGGGGAUUUUUUCCUGGGUGAUGCCGAUCUCCGUAGCACUGUCCACAUUUGGAGGAAUCAACGGCUAUCUUUUUACCUCCUCCAGAUUGUGUUUCUCAGGGGCCAGAGAAGGACACCUUCCCUAUCUGCUCGCUAUGAUUCACCUAAAGAACUGCACUCCUAUCCCUGCCCUGUUAGUCUGUUGUAUAGCCACCAUAAUCAUCUUGUGUAUUGGGGAGACACACAACCUGAUCAACUACGUGUCCUUUAUCAACUAUCUGUCCUAUGGGGUAACCAUCGCUGGCCUCCUCUACCUUCGCAAGAAAAGACCCCACCUGCACAGACCCAUCAAGGUCAACAUGUUGAUCCCGAUCAGCUACCUGAUUUUCUGGGCUGUGCUGCUGUGCUUCAGUUUGUACUCUGAGCCGGUGGUCUGUGGUCUGGGAAUGGUGAUCAUGCUGACGGGAGUUCCUGUCUACUUCAUUGGUGUUCAUUGGAAGAACAAACCCAAAUGGAUCUACAGAGUCGUGGAAAGAGUCACAUAUAUGGGCCAGAAGCUGUGUUUUGUGGUAUUUCCUCAGGAAGACCCCUCAGAGACUGAACCCCUCACUGCCUCCAAAGUCAACGACUGAGCAGUACCAAGCAGGAAUCCCCUUUUUACAACAACACCUGUACUUCCAUUUUUUUUUUUUUUUUUUUUUUUUUGCAUCGUUUGGACAGUUUCUGAAUAGAUGGUCGUGCACAUGUUCACGUAUAGGUGCACCCUGAACAGGGCUGUGAUCAAGUCGCAGCAUAAAAGAAGAGGAUGGGUACUUGGGGCAUUAGCAUGUUAAGUCCUGAAAGUAGGACCUGAUUUAAUUUGUUGGUUUUACCGUCGUACUGCCCAUCCCUUCUCGUCACCAGCAUGCCAAGUCUUUUCUUCCAUUUCUAGUUCUCGCUCCUUUUCAUGGAACUGUCUUAUCACCGUCAGGUUCACUUCCAAGAUGACUAUGACUAUAACUAAAUCCUUGUGCUAAUGUGCCUUAUGAAAUGUAUGUGUUGCUUUUUUUGUAUUGGUUUGUGCGGGUAUUUUGAGUGUGUAAUAACGUUUAUGGAGUAAAUAUGCAAGCAGUUUCUGCACUUAGCACUACUUCUCUAUUACAGCUGCUACCUUCAGCUUUGUUUCACUAAUUACUUACAUGAUGUUGACAGACCGUCGACUGCGGAUGUGUUUUUUUCUGUUUUUUUUUUUUUUUUCUUUUUCUGUCUGUGUCUCUGCCAAGCUUCAGUAUCGGGCCAUUCCUUCUUAUUUUACCCCAUCUGUCUUUGCUAUUUUUGUAUUAUGCCAGUACUGUCUCCAGAGAGACACUAGGUGCCUUCACAUUAUAAAUAGACAGGUGAUCUACACAACGUACUCAGAAGUAUUUACAACAUAGAAGUGACAGGAGGAUGAAGGGAAAUUUGUGCCUGUCAGCUGGAAGAACGGCUAACUCUCUCCUAAAUGAAUAAGCUGCAUGGUUACAAACCACCUGGCUGAUCUUCCACAGUUUUAAUGUUCUACAAUCUUUGUCAUUGAGUCAAAUCUCUCUAUCUUCUGUUUAGUUUUGGAAAUGUUGUCAUCUCUGGGAAUGCCACUGUGAACUCUCUCAAGGUGCUCAAACCUGCCAAGACAGUUAUUAGACUUCCCAACUGACGUUAAAGUACAGCACUAAGCACGAUGAAAACAAGCAGGUCGGAGCUUGGACCGAAUGUUCAGUCCUAUUCUCUCACCCUGUGGAUGCUGGGUAAUUUAACCCCCACAUUAAAACAAGGCGCACACUUUAGACAACUCUGUUUGUCUGUCUACCAUGUCCAGGCGCUGUUAGCUCAGUUGAGAUAUGUAAAUAGUGUGUAAAGACAAAAAAAAAAAAACUGUUACAAAAGCGCCAGAGACUCCUACAAAGACCACAUUCCUCAGAUGUGUUGUGAUACAUUGACAUACUGUACAACUGAUGGGUGUACAUCUGUGUUUUGUUAAAAAAUGUGUGAAGCUGUACAAAGAUAACAAUGUAAUAGCUUAUUAAAUAUAGCAACUUCUUGAGAACAUC
Molecule: messenger RNA, 3015 nt
Organism: Sphaeramia orbicularis (orbiculate cardinalfish)
Lineage: Eukaryota; Metazoa; Chordata; Actinopteri; Kurtiformes; Apogonidae
Gene: slc7a10a
Product: solute carrier family 7 member 10a
Exons: 11
Coding region: 85-1581 (498 amino acids)
Biological process (GO): D-serine transmembrane transport; D-alanine transmembrane transport
Cellular component (GO): membrane
Molecular function (GO): L-amino acid transmembrane transporter activity; neutral L-amino acid transmembrane transporter activity
Source: RefSeq, a predicted model, not a curated record